Messenger RNA from Lachnellula hyalina, 678 nucleotides. RefSeq names its product Maleamate amidohydrolase. Bases 1 to 678 code for a protein of 225 amino acids. Lineage: Eukaryota; Fungi; Ascomycota; Leotiomycetes; Helotiales; Lachnaceae. The transcript has 2 exons. The record is from RefSeq and is a predicted model, not a curated record.
AUGUCGGGUCUCACAGAAGAUGAUUACCCCGAGUAUUCACAAUUCAUCGCGAACAAAAAAGGAUAUAGUCUGGGGUUCGGGAGCCGACCUGCUCUAAUUCUCAUAGACGUCUGCGAUGCCUAUUUUACUCCAGGGCCGCUAGACCUCCGUGGAUACCAGAAAGCAGCAGAAGCACCAGCAUCAAUGAAGCGCCUACUCUCUGCAGCACAUGCUGGGAAAUGUCCUAUAAUAUGGACACAAACCAAAUACAUCCAUCCCAGAAUGAGAGAUGCAGGAUGGCUCGCCAAGAAGAAUCCCGCGUUGGAUGAAUUCCUGUUGCUGGGCGAUGGUGAUGCGCGGGGUCUGAAGUUUCUGGGCGGCCUGGAGCCAGGUGAGGAUGGCAUUAUCAUCCAUAAGAAAUGUCCGAGUGCAUUCUUUGGUACGAAUCUCCUCACGCAACUGCAUAUUCUUGGGGUUGAUACUUUGCUCAUCGGCGGAGCCUGCACAAGUGGAAGUGUGAGAGCCACUGCUUUAGACUGCAUGCAAAGUGGUUUGAGAGCUAUAGUUGUAUCAGCAGCGUGUGCUGAUAAAACGAGGGAGGCCCAUUUCUCCAACCUUUUCGAUAUCAAUGCAAAGUAUGGCGAUGUCGUUGCAGAGGAAGAAGCGUUAGAUAGUCUAAGUUCCGGAUGGUCGAUAUAG